AUGGUUACCUUGUAUGAACUGCUGUGUAUGGCAUCAGUAAAUCUAAUUAACUCAAAUCAUGUCCAUUUCAAUUCAUCCACACAGCUUCCGAGACAUUUCACCUGUCUAACAGCAUGUUCGCUGGUGUUCGUGAUGCUGCUGCUAUCAGGUUGCGGUGGCCGGACAAACGGAGUUGAGGGUGCCCGAAUAUUGGCUGCGUAUGUCUUUCCUGGCAAAAGUCAUUAUGGCAUGCAUUCAGCUUUGAUUAAGGAACUUGUGGACCGAGGACACGAAGUGACAAUGAUUGCUGCAUUUACAUUGGAACACAUGAAGUUGGGUAAAAAUUAUACAGAGAUUCUCAUAGAACCGGUCUAUGAUUUUUGGAGUGAUGUUAUGGACUUCUUUAAAACCGAGAACAUUUUUGCCCUGACGGACAUGAGUAAUCUGCAGUAUUACAAAAUGAUGGACAUUAUUGCAUUUUCAACAACAGAACAUGCCCUGAAGCAACCCAAAGUUUUGGAAUUAAUCAACGAUCCCCAGCCAAGGGGUAAAUUCGAUUUGUUGCUGUGUGAACAAUUCUAUCAGGAACCCUUUUUGGCAUUGUCGCGUGUCUAUGAUGUGCCCAUUGUCACGAGUAGUACUCUAGGUUUUGAAUCACGUAUGAGCCAAAUGAUGGGUGUCAUUAUGCCAUGGUCAUUUGUACCGCACACAUUUUCACCCUACAACGAUCGCAUGACAUUCUUCGAACGUCUCAUGAAUUCGUUUUAUUCCCUCACAGAGGAUAUCAUUCGUGAAUAUGACUAUUUUCCAAAAAUGGAUAAGCUGGUGGAGAAAUAUUUUGGACAUUUGAAUGUUGAUAUCCCUCCAGUUUCGAAGUUGGAACAAAACAUCUCAGUGGCUAUGGUCAACAGUUAUACACCGCUGAGUACAACUAGACCCUUAGUGCCGGGUAUGAUUGCUGUGGGUGGUCUUCAUAUACAUCCAAACAAAAAAUUACCCGACGAUUUGCAAACAUUUUUAGAUGGAGCCGUUGAUGGGGCCAUAUUUUUCAGUUUAGGUAGUAAUGUCCAAUCGAAAGAUAUGCCCUAUGAAAAGAUGCGCAUUUUCCUUGACGUUUUCGCAUCGAUGAAACAGCGUGUCAUCUGGAAAUUCGAAAAUGAUAGCAUUCCGGAUAUGCCGAAAAAUAUACUGAUACGCAAAUGGUUACCACAAUCGGAUAUAUUGGCGCAUCCCAAUGUUAAAGUUUUCAUAACACAUGGAGGUCUCUUCGGAACACAGGAGGGUGUCUAUCAUGGUGUACCGAUGUUGGGUAUACCCAUCUAUUGUGAUCAACACUUAAACAUACGCAAAGCGGAACAAAGUGGUUAUGCCAUAAAAUUGCAUUUCCCAACUAUAACCAAGGAACUUCUCAAAGAAUCUUUGGAAAAGCUAAUCAAUAAUCCUCAAUAUCGUAAUAACAUCCAACGGUAUUCAACAAUAUUCCGGGAUCGUCCAAUGGCGGCACGUGAGACCGCCGUCUAUUGGAUUGAAUAUGUUAUAAGGCAUAAGGGUGCCACGCAUUUGAGAUCUGCCGGUUUGGAUUUAAAAUGGUAUGAAUUUUAUCUAUUGGAUGUAAUUGCAUUUGCUGUGGGAGUACCACUUCUUAUCAUUGGAUUAUUGGUGUUUAUUGUGCGAAAGGUGUGUUGCCGAUCGUCGAAGUCCGUGAAGAAGCUGAAACGGAAUUAA
This is a messenger RNA of Musca vetustissima, 1704 nucleotides long. Its product is annotated as UDP-glycosyltransferase UGT5-like. The transcript is spliced from 4 exons. Gene Ontology annotation, molecular function: UDP-glycosyltransferase activity. NCBI's taxonomy places the organism in Eukaryota, Metazoa, Arthropoda, Insecta, Diptera, Muscidae. The record is from RefSeq and is a predicted model, not a curated record. The coding region runs from base 1 to 1704 and encodes 567 amino acids.